Striga asiatica is the source of this 300-nucleotide messenger RNA. The record is from the annotation of a GenBank genome assembly. NCBI's taxonomy places the organism in Eukaryota, Viridiplantae, Streptophyta, Magnoliopsida, Lamiales, Orobanchaceae.
UGUGAGUUUUGCCGAACAGUGAAGAGACGUGGACGUGUUUAUGUUCUGUGUACUGCUAAUCCCAAGCACAAGCAGCGGCAGGGCAUCUCCACAUUUGCGUACCAAGGCCUGAUACCACCAGCGUACGUUUUCUCGAGGUCCUUAACGGCAAACUCGAAGGAGAUGACAUCAUUUGCUGCUGAUGGUGCCAAAAGUGGUUUGCCUUCACUCAUAUCCCACAAGAAUGACGCAUUUACUGUGACACCUUGGUGGAAAGUUGGUCUUGUCUCUCGUCUGUUCAAUCAGAGCAGCAACCAGUAG